UCACAGUCACAGACAGACUGGCUGAGGAGUGGAGGGAUCAGAGGCACUGGUUGGCACAGUGCGGCUUCGUUUGACUUGAUUUGGAGAGACUGGAAUACACACACACACUGAGUGUAGCUUAGUGCGGCCUGGCUCGACUUGGGGACUCCGGAACACUCACCCACGAAGCUGCAUACACACACACUCUCUCCCUCACACACUCUGUCAUGUCUCUGGCGGAGUUUGUGCGUCAGGGACAGCUCCAGGAGGCUUCAUCACAUCUGUUGUCCAGACUGGGUCAGGUCCUACACAGCCUGUCUGUCAUUGUCCUGGUCCACAGAGCUACAGACAACCUCAGCUAUAGCUACAGACGCAAGAGCACCUACUGGGACUGCCGGGACACAGGUGGUGAUGAGGACGGGAGAGAGUGAUGAGAAUAUAAAGGAAAAAGAGGAGAAGGUGGGAGCGAGGGAUGAGAUGGAGGUGCGUUUGCAGUCCAGCGGAAACGGAGGAGGAGGAGGAUGUGUCCACAUCUCUCUGGAGGAAGUGAAGAGCUUCUACCGGUUCUCACAGAGCUGUCAGCGCCUGCAUAAUGACAUCAUGCAGCAGGAGAGUGAUCGUCUGUUUGCUGCAGACAUCGAUCCUGACCUCAGGAAACGGUUUGCUUUCCUCUCAGGGGGCCGAGCUGAGAACGGCAGUCCCAUCAUCGUGUUCCCAGAAUUCCCUGCUUUUGGCGAGCUCCAGGAGGAAGAGUUCCACAACGUGCUGACCUACCUGACCAGUGUGCCCAGUGUGACAGCGUCUGGAGUGGGCUUCAUCCUGGUCAUCGACCGCCGCCAGGACAGAUGGACCGCCGUCAAGGGGACCCUGCUACGCAUUGCAGGCUCAUUCCCAGUGCAUUUACAGCUGGUUCUGGUCUUGCGGCCCUCCACCUUAUUCCAGCGGACGCUCUCCGACAUCUUCUUCAAGUUCAACAGGGAUGAAUUCAAGAUGAAGGUGCCGGUGGUGAUGCUGAGCUCUGUGACUGAGCUCCAUGCCUACAUCGACCAGACUCAGCUGCCCCAGGAGCUGGGAGGAACCCAGGAUUACUGCCAUGAUACCUGGAUCUCACACCGCACCGCUAUCGAGGCCUUUGCUCUGAUGGUGAAGACCACGGCUCAGACCUUGCAGUCGUUUGGGACGGAGCUGGCCGAGACCGAGCUACCCAACGACGCCCAGGCCACGUCCAACCUGCUGGCCACACACACCGAGAAGAAGGGACAGAUGAAGGAGGACCUGUGUGUGGCACUGGGCCAGGGAGGCCGGCUCCUGGAGAGCAUCAACGAGCCCUUGCAGAGAGAACCCGACUAUACAAUGAACCAGGACGAACUGGAAAACCUGGCCACCGUGCAGAGACUGCUGGGCCAGCUGGAUGAGACAGAGACAGCGUUUGAUGAUUUCUGGGAGAGACACCAGACCAAGCUGGAACAGUGUCUGCAGCUCCGGCAUUUUGAAUACUACUUCCGUGAGGUGCGUGCCCAGCUGGAUGUGGUGUCAGAGCGGGUAGAGGUGUUCUCGGAGGUUGGCAUCAGUCCCGCCCAUGCAGAACACAUCCUACGAGAACUCAACAGCCAGGAGGAGAAAGCCUGCGAUGUGUUGGACUGGGCUCUGUCCCUGGCCGCUGAGGGGGAUGGGCUGAUUGAGAGUGCUCACUAUGCUGAGGACUCCAUCCUGCCUAAGUGCAGUGAGCUGAGGGCCGUGUGUGAUGAGGUCACCUCCUUCCUCAAGACCAAGAAGGUCCUCCUCCUGAGGGCCAUGGAGCUGCACCACUGUCUGGAGAAGGCAUCGAGGUGGUGUGAGGAAGGGAUCUACCUCCUUGCCUCCCAGCCGGUAGAUAGAUGUCAGUCUCAGGACGGGGCAGAGGCCGCGCUGCAGGAGCUGGAGAAGUAUCUGGACACGGCCGCCCAACACCAGAUCACCGACCUCAACGCCAUCUGGAGGGACUAUGACUCCAUCCUCAACCCAGAGCUCAGGGAGCAGGUAGAGAAGGUGUUUCAAAAGCAGGUGUCCAUGCAGGAGAUGUUUGAGAAGAGGAGGGUCAGUCUGAAGAAGCUGGCAGCCAAACAGACACGGCCCGUCCAACCAGUGGCUCCCAGGCCUGAAGCCAUCAUCAAGUUCCCCAUGUCCCCUCCUGCUCACAGGAGUCAAGAGACGAGGAAUGCAGAGGACGACAUCUUGAACGUAGAAAACUGCAGAAUAGUGGAGGUCCAGGUGCAGAACGACGGCAGCAGACACGGCUCUCUGUCUGAGGAGGAGGAGAACCUGGCUGUGCUCCGACGACAUGUAAUGAACGAGCUGUUGGAGACUGAGAGGGCGUAUGUAGAGGAGCUACUCUGUGUACUGCAGGGUUAUGCUGCAGAGAUGGACAACCCAGCCAUGGCUCACCUCCUCCCCAGUGCGCUGCUCAACAGGAAGGAUGUCCUGUUUGGAAACAUGCCAGAGAUCUACCAGUUCCACAAGAGGACAUUCCUCAGGGAGCUGGAGACCUACACAGACGUCCCUGAGCUGGUGGGACGCUGUUUCCUGGAGAGGAUGGGCGACCUGCAGAUCUAUGAGAAGUACUGUCAGAACAAACCUCGAUCCGAGAGCUUGUGGAGACAGUGCUCCGACUGCGCCUUCUUCCAGGAGUGCCAGAGAAAGUUGGAACACAAACUGGGGUUGGACUCGUACCUCCUCAAGCCAGUCCAGAGGAUAACCAAAUACCAGCUGAUACUGAAGGAGUUACUGAAGUACAGUAAGGGCUGUGAGGGUUCAGAGGACCUGCAGGAGGCGCUGUCCUCCAUCCUGGGGAUCCUGAAGGCCGUCAACGACUCCAUGCACCUCAUCGCCAUCACAGGAUAUGAGGGGAGCCUGACGGAGUUGGGCAGGCUGCUGAUGCAGGGGUCGUUCAGCGUGUGGACGGAACACAAGAAAGGUCACGCUAAGGUCAAGGACCUGGCCCGCUUUAAGCCCAUGCAGAGACACCUGUUCCUGCAUGAAAAAGCCCUGCUCUUCUGUAAGAGACGGGAGGAGAAUGGGGAGGGUUACGAGAAAGCCCCGUCCUACAGCUUUAAACACUCCCUCAACAUGAGUGCGGUGGGCAUCACGGAGAGCGCCAAGGGUGACAACAAGAAGUUUGAGAUCUGGUGUAAUUCCAGAGAGGAGGUGUUUAUCGUCCAGGCUGCGACACCUGAGAUCAAAACAUCUUGGUUGAACGAGAUCAGGAAGGUUCUGACUGGCCAGCUGAAGGCCUGCAGGGAAUCGAGUCAAAAGAAGGCGUCAGACACAAUGUCUCCCAGUCCAACCAGCAACAGCCCACCUAUCUGUCUCAGUCCAUUUAGGAACUGUCAGAAGAGCGUGAAGAAGGGAGAAGAGAAGAAGACAGACGCUGUCAUCUCUGACCCCAACUCCCCCUCCUCCCCAAAACACAAAGAGGAGACCGUCACCAGUCCCACCUCUGACAGGGCAUCAGUGGCUAAAAAGCGUUUUUCCCUUCAAGGCUUCAGCAAUCUGAAGAGUCAGAAAGGAUCCCCCCUAAGCCCUGACCAUAAAGCCAAAAGCCACGAGAUUAAGAGUGACCCAACUCCCUUUGGGUGUAAAGAGCCUGGUCAGACUCCUCACAUCACUCUGAGCAGGGCCAAGUGGCUCAGCACCUCUAGUCUCUUACAGGCCAAAAGGAGAGGUUGGAACAAGGGCUCUUUCUCCAUGGACGUGCCAGAAGUGCAUGAUGGGUACUCCAGCGCCGAGGACCCCAUGAACUCUGACCUUGAGGAUGAGGGAGGCAGGAAGCUGGCUGUCGGCGACAGGUUCACAGUGGUGGCGGACUAUGAGAAGGAGAAAGGAGGGCCUCAGGACCUGUCAGUGAAGAGUGGAGACAUGGUGCAGCUCAUUAAAGAGGGAGAUGACGGACAGUGGUUUGUUAGAAACUUGAGGAGCAACAAAGAUGGCUGGGUAGCAGCAGCCAACCUUCUCACCCUCAUCACAGAGUCCAAGUCCUCGCAGUCCCUCUGCAGCUCAGAGGGCAGUGUAACUGGCAACCUCAACACCUCCUCCAGCUGCAGUGAAACCUACACAAGUUUCUCUGACAUCAAGCCCUAAAGUCCCGCCCCCUCUAAGCCCUGAGACACAGCUACAGCGCCACCCAGUGGUUGGCUGUUCAAAUGACACGUGCACUUUUCCCCUCUACUACUGUUCAAAUCAAAUCAAAUUGUAUUUAUCACAUGCGCCGAAUACAACUGGUGUAGCCUUUACAGUGAAAUGCUUGCACACGUUAGUUUUCAUUACAGUCCAUAGAUACUUCACUCUCAUACUGAAGUGGAGACUGCCUGGAAUGUAGCAGAAAGCAGUCUAAUAGCUGCUUAUCUGUCAAUGUGAAGGGAAGGUAAUGAAGGACUGCUUUCCUCUGGACAUACUCUACUCUCAGGGAUAAGAGGUAGUGUCCUAGUCUUUUACUGUGAUUGAGGGCUAGCACACAUUGAGAACAGGAAGUUCAGGCCUCUCCCCUACCUGUUUGACAGAGAUGAACAAGGAAGGACACACCCGCUCCAUUCACACACACAGGCAGGCUUUGUUAGCCUAGCGCGGUCCCGCUCCUCCCACUCCAACAAGGUGACAGUGAUAUGGAGCCAGGAGCUCCUCUACUGAACUCAACACUUCAACAGACAAACAAACAGACGCCUCAGUCUCUCUCCUGUGGACUCUGGUAACCAGUUGUGUCAUAAUGUUUCUGUGUCAGGCAGUCAACCUCCUCAGUAUGUCCUCAGUCCUCUCCUGAGUGACUUUAAAAAUAGAUGAUGGAUUUAUAUUUCAUAUGUUUCUGCUGGAUCCCCCAAGACAAAACUAAACUGUAAAAGUGUCGAGACAAUCACAUUCUAGCAAGAAUGCAAAUUAGAAUGGAAUUGUCAUGAAAUACUUUUUGAGUUUGGUCAACUGUGUAUAUCUAUGGCUUUGUCCAGAGGCCCUCCAGUCCCUCUCCCUCCCUGUUUCUCCUUCCUCCACCUGUGCUGUCUGAGCUAUUAGUGAACUCUUGGCUUUGUUCCCAGUGAUCUGAGAGACCUGGGCUUUAAACUACCGGGUGUUCCUUUAGGCAGGGGCGAUAUUACAGGACGGUCAGAUAUCAUAGAUACUUCAACAAUAACAGUGCUCAGGAUGUUCUUCUGAAUCAUUUUCUCUUGGCUCAAAGUCCAAUCCUAUACACUACACAGAAAUCCCCUGAAGAUUCAGAUUCCCGUAAAGAGAUUCAUGUCAGGUCGAUUGAUGUUGAAAUAACUGUGUACUGUACCAGAGAGUAUAAACUUAAAAGGAAUUAUUUGUAUGCGUUAAUCAAUGUGUAUAAGUUCAUUUAUUUGAGAAAGAUGUGUACAGAUAUAAUUAUCCUAUACCUCGUAUUUUUCAUUGAAUAUGUGUAUGUUGUGUAUGAAGUCCAUGGAUAUGUUUUCGUGGGCCUAAGUUUAUCAAAGAUAUUUUAUUAGUUGUUUUCGGGGCAUGUUUCCAUGGUAAUUUCUUAAAACUCCUGAGACGACAUAUAUUAAUAGAAAUAUCAUUUUCCUCAUUUGAGAAUGCAGUCUGUACACUGAAAACCGAAGAUGGAAUAUAACUAAAACGUCCUGUGCUGAAAGUUCAACUCGGACUGAUGGUUGUCUCAAAUUUCAGCACAAUAAAAGGUUUUAAACUGUUCUGGUUACAACCGUUUUAGUUAUAACAGUUUUUAUAACUUAUUGUUCUACUGUAUAUCUUUUUCGAUUUGCACCCAGUGAGAUUACAAUGUUGUUCCUGUCACAUUGUUAUGCAGCACAUUGCCGCAUUAUUUUGUUCUUUGUUUUCCUACGGUAACAAGUAUUGAUACAGAUGUUAUAUAAUUAAUGAUAUGCAUUCAUAUCUGUGUAUAUGUGUAAAUAUGUAUCUCUGAGGUGUAUUAUUAAAGCCGCUGAAUAAAGACAAAGAUUCUUUGCUUUAAUCCAA
Oncorhynchus masou masou (cherry salmon) is the source of this 5958-nucleotide messenger RNA. Its product is annotated as guanine nucleotide exchange factor DBS-like. Gene Ontology annotation, biological process: intracellular signal transduction; positive regulation of Rho protein signal transduction. Lineage: Eukaryota; Metazoa; Chordata; Actinopteri; Salmoniformes; Salmonidae. Gene Ontology annotation, cellular component: cytoplasm. Gene Ontology annotation, molecular function: guanyl-nucleotide exchange factor activity; protein binding. Bases 391 to 4095 code for a protein of 1234 amino acids. The transcript is spliced from 29 exons. The record is from RefSeq and is a predicted model, not a curated record.